Messenger RNA from Vanrija pseudolonga, 1621 nucleotides. RefSeq names its product Glutamyl-tRNA(Gln) amidotransferase subunit A, mitochondrial. Gene Ontology annotation, cellular component: glutamyl-tRNA(Gln) amidotransferase complex; mitochondrion. NCBI's taxonomy places the organism in Eukaryota, Fungi, Basidiomycota, Tremellomycetes, Trichosporonales, Trichosporonaceae. The transcript has 7 exons. The coding region runs from base 70 to 1506 and encodes 478 amino acids. The record is from RefSeq and is a predicted model, not a curated record. Gene Ontology annotation, molecular function: glutaminyl-tRNA synthase (glutamine-hydrolyzing) activity. Gene Ontology annotation, biological process: mitochondrial translation; glutaminyl-tRNAGln biosynthesis via transamidation.
AGAAGAUCUUCACUGCCGCUGCAUCUCAACCUCCACAUCAACGAACCACUUCAACGACGACGACGCGCAAUGAAGCGCUCAGCACUGCGACUGGCUCAGGCAGCAAAACACGCACACGCUGCAGGGGGUCAAGGUGCAGCAUCAGGCCCUCCAUCACCCUACAGCUGGAUCAACCCCGACAAGGCGGCUUCAACAAGUGGCCCACUCGGAGGACGCCUCAUUGCAAUUAAAGAUAACAUUUCGUACAGCAAGGGGCCGACAACAUGCUCGUCUGACAUUCUUCAAGACUUUGUGCCGCCAUACGAUGCAACGUGCGUCCAGUCCCUCACAUCGGCCGGCGCGCACAUUGUCGGCAAGACCAAGAUGGACGAGUUUGGCAUGGGAUCGCAAACAACUCACCUGCCACCAUCGUACACGCCAGUGCAUAACCCGUCGGGUCCCCCGAGCGAUACGCUGCCCCGGUCAGCGGGCGGCAGCUCGGGCGGUUCGGCAGCAGCGGUCGCCGAAGGAAGCUGCUGGGCUGCUUUGGGAACAGACACGGGCGGCUCGGUCCGCCUCCCGGCGAGCUACUGCGGGGUAGUGGGACUCAAGCCGAGCUACGGCCUGAUUAGCCGGUACGGUGUCGUCGCGUACGCCGACUCGCUCGACUGUGUCGGUGUGCUUGGAAAGUCUGUCGACUUGGUGGAGAAGGUGUUCGGCGUGGUGUCCCACCCCGACGAGAACGACAUGACCUGCGUGUCGGAGGAGAACAGGCAGACGGCGUCGUCAAUCCUCGACGCGUACUCACCCUCGUCGUCGUCUCUGGCGGGUCUGCGCAUCGGCCUGCCUAUCCAGACGCACCUGGAAGCGCCCAAUGUCCAGCUGCCGACGUCGCUGCUGGAGCACUUCAAGUCGCUCGGCGCGACGCUGCACCCUGUCGACAUGCCGAGCCUGACCAUGGCGCUCCCGGCGUACUAUGUGCUCGCCAGUGCUGAGGCGGCGAGCAAUCUCGGCCGGUUCGGUGGCGGGUGGUACGGCUCGGAGUGGGAGCGCGAGCGCGUGGAGGGCGAAUCUGGCGCUGCGAGGCGGCGGCGGAUCAGAACGCAGGGUUUCGGGCCCGAGGUCCGGAAGCGUAUCCUCGCGGGAACAUAUGCGCUGACAGCGGAUGCGUUCAACAACUCGUAUCUCAAGGCGCUGCACCUUCGCCGCCUGGUGAGGAAAGAGUUCGGGGCCGUCUUCCGCAUCCCCCACCCCCUGGCGCCGGGCGAGGCGCCCGGCCACGGCGUCGACCUCCUCCUUCACCCUACCGCCGUGCGCACGGCCCCAAGACUGGGCGAGGACAACGGCGAGCCAGAGUACCUGCAGGACGUGUUGACCGUGCCGGCGUCGCUGGCCGGUCUCCCCGCAAUGUCGGUGCCGGCUGGCCGUGGAGCGGACGGGUGGCCGAUCGGCGUGAGCCUCGUCGGCCAGUGGGGCAUGGAGGACAUUGUCUUCCGUGCGGGUCGUGCUGUUGAGCAGUGGAAGUAGCGUGGUAGUUUGUGUUGUGUUCCAGGAACCCCCUAGCAUUGGUCUCGUUGUGUCUCUCUCCUUUCCUUUUUGAUGAUAAUCGGCGCAUGGGCCGCAUGACAUGUUACAGUGUGUG